GUAGUAUUUAAAUGUUUCAGAUGAGGAAGUUAUUCUCCAUAUCAGUACCUGUCAGAGCCCAGUGAAACCAAGACCACCAUGAUUUCUCAUUUUGUCAUUCUGCUCCUUAUGAUAACAAAUGCAGGUUGUGUUCUUCAUACACCUCACACAGUGAAAUUCUCAUCAAAAAACCUGAUGACUUUCCUUACGUGGGAACCAGCCACAGGAAAUAGCAGUGAAACACUGUAUCAGGUGGAGUAUAAACUAUAUGGAGUUUCAAGAUGGAUACAGAAAAAAGAAUGUUGGAACAUCUCCUUGGUGCAGUGUGACCUCACAAAGGACAUAACGCAUAAGGGACACUUGAUGUGCGGCCGUGUGAGGGCUGUCAGUCACAGCACUGAGUCUGAUUGGGUGGAGGCCAAGAUGUCCAUUCCACAUAUGGACAUGACAUUUGAUCCUCCAAGAUUUCAUCUAGUUCCAGAGGCAAAUUCUAUGCAAGUGCAUAUUUACCCAUCUUUUGAGAACUACACAGACGUGGAGAAGAUGGAGUAUAUGAUUCAUUACAAACAAAGAAAUGGCCUUACAUUAUCUAGUAGGACAACAGCACUUCAUACUGACAGGAUGGAAGACCUGGUUCCUGGGACAGAGUACUGUGUUUCUGUGUCUUCCAAGAUCUGGAUGAGCCAUUCCCAGUACACCCAUCACGAUUACGAAUCAGCUGAGGGAGAGGCCUGCGCCUUCACUGACAAUUCCGCAUCCCUUCCCGGGAGAAGUACAGGAGAUCAGAGGCACCUGCAGCUGGUCAAGCGCUUGAGUGUGGGGUUAUUAAUCCCCCUACUGCUCAUAUCUGCACUGCUCCUCCUAACCCGGGCGUUCAGAUCCAUCUACCGGCCCCCGGCCCACCUUCCGCUCAACCUCAUUUUCACUGUGGAAGAGUGGAAAACACUGCAGAAGAAGGCUUACGUUGAUAUGAAACAGUAUGACGAUGACGCCGCGGACAGGAACACGAGAAGCUGGGUCCAGUCCAAGGCAAAGACCAACCUGUACAUCAAGCUCCAGCAGAGAACGCUAGUGUCAGAGCAACCGAUUGUAAACCCCUCUGACGAGCCUCUGAUGGGGUUCUCUACCCCGCCUCCUCUUCUGGAAGGUGUGCGUCACGUCCAGGCAUACGCCCCUCAGCUCUCCUCUCCAGCGGCUCAGUCUGAUGAGUCAUACGGAGUAGUGCAUCAUGGUCCAGGUUUAAUAGACAUGCAUGACUUUAGCAGUUCCGAUCCAAAAACUGACAGCAUGCUGGCCUCUAGCCCUGAACCAGUUUAUACCAACUCAGAGCACCCUGAACCAGUUUAUACCAACUCAGAGCAUCCUAAACCAGUUUAUACCAACUUAGAGCACCCUGAACCAGUUUAUAUCAACUCAGAGCACCCUGAACCAGUUUAUACCAACUCAGAGCAUCCUGAACCAGUUUAUACCAACUCAGAGCACCCUGAACCAGUUUAUACCAACUCAGAGCACCCUGAACCAGUUUAUAUCAAUUCAGAGCACCCUGAACCAGUUUAUACCAACUCAGAGCAUCCUGAACCAGUUUAUACCAACUCAGAGCACCCUGAACCAGUUUAUACCAACGCAGAGCACCCUGAACCAGUUUAUACCAACUCAGAGCACCCUGAACCAGUUUAUACCAACUUAGAGCACCCUGAACCAGUUUAUACCAACUCAGAGCACCCUGUACCAGUUUAUACCAAUUCAGAGAACCCCAAAUCAGUCUACAUGAACUCAGAGCAGCACAAACUAGUCCAUGCCAACUCCACGCACCCCAACUUGGUCUAUAGCAACUCUGCACACCUCAAGCCAGUCUAUGCCAACUCUGAGCACCCGGAGUCAGUCUAUACCAACUACAAGUGCUCCGAACAAGUCUAUACCAACUUUGAGCACCCCAAACCAGUUGAUACCAAUUCAGAGCCACCUUCCCCCAGAAAUGCAUCGCUGUGACACAAAUUUACAAGGCUGUUCUACUUAAAAUGAAUGAGUUGGAAAACAUAAAAGAGAUUUUUUCUACAUUUUUUGAAAUGUCUCCCUUUUUGUCAACCAGUUUGGAAUGCCCCGACACUUUCGUAAGUCCACCUCAUCUCUGCUGCCUCCAACAGUGCGCCCAGAGUCAGUCUGCUGCAGGGCUGAGCAACUGUACAGAUGAGGGGCUAGCAAAACGGAGGGAACCCCCUGCUGGUUACAUUGCCCCAGGGGACUCUCAAGCAGUCACAGCUGGUGCUAUGGUGGUCAUGAUCACUUCCAGGUCAUGAGGUGCACAACACACCAUGAACAAGUGCCUCAGGGGAAUGUAUCACCCAGGAGGCCUAAAUUUGCUCAAUUGUGAAAUCCAGCUGCAGUGUGGUACAUUGGAUUAGGGACCAGCAUGCUGUAGGUUCAGACCAGGGCCUCUGCUAUUGCUCUUAGAUGCUUCAGUGGAAUAUCUGCUUGUGGGGACAGAUACUGUGCGAUAAAUAUACACUGUGUUGGUCUCCUAAGAACGUGUAAAUGCCUUUUUCUACCCAAAGUGGAAACCACUUUCAUCCCUUGGAUUUGUAGUUGUUAAAUUUGCUGGCAGGUAAUAGGUUAUUUGGUUGUGGGUUAUAAAUGUACACAGUUAUAAAUAUAGUGGCACACAUUGUUUUACUCACAAAGUAGGCAUUUGCUGUUAAAAUGAAUAAACCCACAUCAUCUAGGACUUAACUAUCUGAGCAGAGAUAAUGUGGUUUCUAUUUUAUUUUGCUUUUUCACUAGCAGUGUGAAGAGGGAAUUACUGUUUCUACUGUUUUUUAGGUCCAGAGUGGGGCAAAUGUUAUAUGCUUUCAUUGAUUUCUUUAAAUGCUUCUAUAAUUAUAAUUCAAAUUUUUUAAAAUCUAUUUUGCUUCCCCAUAGAUUGAGUUGCAAGCAAUAUAUAUGGCCAGUUCUUCAUGUGCUUGUACAAUAAUGUGGGUUCGUCCUUAUCUGCCUCUCUGUAUUGGCUGAGUAAUGGAAAUUCUCAGUGCUGUUGUCCAAAUGUGUUUCAAUGCUUAUUUUUAUGCCCUUGAAACUACACUGCUAAAUACUUAAUAAAAGCAUUAUAGAGAUUUGCAUAAGGGUCAAAGUGAAGUAAAUUUUCCUUUAUGCUAAAAGUGGACGUAGUCAAGAGUAAUUUGCUCAUAUAUAGCUCCAGAGAACCAUGUGCCAGGCAGAAAAAUCCACUGGAGAGCGCUCUAAGACCAUUUCAGUCCUCCAAUACCGCUUAAACCAUAUUUGUGUUUUGAUAAAAUUUCUUAGUUGUUUUGAAUUUAAGAUAUUUCAUUUUGCAUUUUAAAAUACUAUCACUGAUUUGUCUGAUAGUAAUAACAAAAAUACAACUGUACGCAACAAUUUCAGUGGCUAAGUAACAGCAAAUACUCUGGUGAGCUGAAAAUAAGAAGAAAAACAGUCUGGACAUAUUUAAUUAAUUACCUGCGAGCUUUAAUGUAUUUAUGUUGCAACAUAUUUGGAAACAUGAAUUAAUACUCCCCCUGACUGGGAUUUUAUUUUAUGAGGCAACUGAUACAUGUUCGCAUUGCUUAACUGUAAAAGUGUUUUUGUAUGUAGCGAGCUAACAACCAUUUCAGUAAGGAUUUUCAGUGUUGUUAAUGCUGAUUACAUGCUGUUGUGUGCCUACAUCCUUUGUUUCCUACAAAAAGGAGCUUUAAUCAGUGAUAGUGAUCAUUUAGCAAAGAUCAUUUUUAGUAAUAAGCUGUAUAUACCUUAGCUUUUCAUUCCAUAUUCUAUAUUUAUAUUAUACAUAUGUACAUACACCUUACUGCACUUUACUGCUUCUUUUGCACUUCUGGUUAGAUGCUAACUGCAUUUUGUUGUCU
This is a messenger RNA of Anguilla anguilla (European eel), 3854 nucleotides long. RefSeq names its product adhesive plaque matrix protein-like. Bases 79 to 1968 code for a protein of 629 amino acids. Gene Ontology annotation, molecular function: protein binding. Lineage: Eukaryota; Metazoa; Chordata; Actinopteri; Anguilliformes; Anguillidae. The record is from RefSeq and is a predicted model, not a curated record. The transcript has 7 exons.